AUGGCGCCUGCCCAGCAAAAGAGAAAGCGCCCGCAGGACGACCAUCAGACUCGCGCCUCCCCUCACCGUCCCGAAAACCUCAAUCUGGCCCAGCAGAACCAGCGCAACAACCGUCGCAAUGGAAAUGGAAACCAGAAUCGCUCAAACAACUCGACUCCCACUCACAACCGACAUGGCAACUUCUCCCAGCCCGCCUCUGCUCGAAACUCGCCCGCCCAUCCUCCGCAAACUCCUCAGCAGAAUGCGCAAUCACAACCGCCUCCGCAACAGCUGCCGCAGCAUUCGCAACCAGAGCCAACACGCCCUGCUCUGAACUCAACACCCUCAGCUACCCCUGCUCCUCCUCUCGUCCUCCCUCAGUAUCCACCGACGCCCAAGGAACCUCCCGCUCCUUAUGCUUACGACUACUUGACCGACGAGGCCGUGAGUGCCUGGCAGGCAAAGGGACAGCAGUCAGUUUUGGAUGCUUUGGAGAAUGCAGAGGACAAGGAUAUGGUGUCGAGCACAGUCAUACAAGAGCUGUUGAGGACAACGCUAGAUGGUCGCUUGUCUGCGGGGGAGUGUGCAGAAGUGCUGAAACAAGUUGCUCCUUCGGACGAACUGCAGUCUGUCUUUGCCGACACACUGGCCCUGCUCGACGACGCAGACUGGAAGAAUCCCGUUCUUAAGACACUCAUUCACGAUGCCGGUCUCUCACCACAUCUGCUCCGCAACGAGCUCGACAUCGAACCCCUGUCCGCUCUUGGACUUGUGCGCAACACCUUUUCUACCAUUCGCAACCGCAAGACGACCAACCUCAUCUACCGUCAAGCCAACUUCAACCUGCUGCGUGAAGAGUCGGAAGGUUACUCCAAACUCAUCACCGAAUACUUCAAUGCUGCCAACGCUGGUUCUACGUCAGAUUUCAUUGCCGAGGAUACCUUCCAACGCAUCAAGGCCCUUGUUGGCUCCUUUGAUCUGGACGUUGGACGUGUCCUGGACAUUACCCUCGAUGUCAUGGCAAAUCUCCUCAUCAAAAACUUCCGUUUCUUCAUAAAGUACUUACGCUCAAGUUCGUGGUGGCCCGAACAGCACAUCCCUGAGGGCUUCCAAACUCAAGGACAAGGCUUUACUUCACUACCAGCAUGGGCUCUUCCUCAUUCAGCAUCGUGGAGUCAGACUUCGGAACAGCGUGCUCAACUGGCUACUCUCAAAGAGGCUCGCGAUGUGGACUUCUGGCAGCAAGUGCGCAAGGUGGGUAUGGAUGCUUUCUACGACAUUGGCGCUCUCCGCAUCACAAAUCUGGACGCUCCUGCAGUCGCCGAUCUUCUCAACACAGAACUCAAACCCGAACUGGAUGCCAGAGGUCGCGAGAUGAACAUGAUCCGUCGCCUUCGUACCAACAACGCCCGCAAAUGGAUGCGCCAGACUGGUUGCGUCGUGCCUCCUGGCAACUCGGACGCCGCCCAGCUACUUGGUUUCAAACUUGCCUUUUACUCUUCUGCGGCUCGCGACAAGCAUGAUGUUCUUCCUGACAACCUCAUCUAUCUUGCCGCCUUCCUCAUCAAAAUUGGCUUCAUCUCGCUCAGGGACCUCUAUCCUCAUCUGUACCCACCGGACGAGAAGAUGGGCGAGACCAAGGAGAGACUUGAGAAAGAGAAGCUCGAAAGAGAAAAGGCUGCAAAGCCCGGUGGUGGUGCUCUCAAUGCUCUUGCCAUGGCAGGUGCCCUUGCAGAUGACACUGUUCCUGCUCCGCAUGCUGCUGUGCGCGGUCUGCGAGAUAACGCCUCUGGACGAGCUACUCCCAAGGCUGAAGCUGAUACCACUGAAGCUGCUACAGAAGAUGCUGAAAAGGAAGCCUUGCCUGAACCUGCCAACCAAAAGGUAGCUCUGGUCAAGAGUCUGCUGGCAAUUGGCUGUCUGCCAGAAGCUCUGUACAUUCUGGGCAGGUUCCCUUGGUUGACUGAUCUCGUCCACGAGUUACCCGACUACAUCCAUCGCAUCCUUCAUCAUAUGCUCACCAAGGUCUACGAACCUGCCAGACCUCUCGCUAACAGGCCUGGAAUGAAUGCCGCUAGACCUCACAUCGGCGACCCUUCCGGCUUGCCCAAGGGUCAGCUCAACCUUACUCCUGCUCCGCCAACCAAGACUCUGAGAUGGGCCAAUCUUGAUCGUCCUGACUAUGGCGAUGCUGUUGAGUACAAGUUCUAUUGGGACGAUUGGACCGACAACAUUCCCAUCUGCCAAUCAGUAGAUGAUGUCUUCCAACUCUGCAGCACCUUUUUGAACUUGACUGGCGUCAAGAUUGGUAGAGACUCUGCACUCCUGAUGAAGCUUGCUCGUAUUGGUAAAAAGAGUUUGACCGAUGAUCCUUCUGAGAGCAACUAUGCUCGAUGGAUUGACCUUUGCAAACGUCUUCUUGUUCCUGCUCUCAGUCUGACCAAGCACAACACUGGCGACGUCAAUGAGAUGUUUGAGCUUCUCAAGUUCUUCCCUACCAGCACUCGCUACUCCAUCUAUGCCGAAUGGCACUAUGGUACCACCUCCCGCUUGCCUGACAUCAAAUCUGCCUUUGACCUCACCAAGGCCGAGACAAAGGAUGUUCUCAAGCGUAUCAGCAAGACCAAUGUGCGAGCCAUGGGCAAGGCACUGUCAAAGGUUGCCUUUUCUUCUCCUGGUAUUGUCAUGCAAGUCGCCAUCCAUCAGAUGGAGUCCUACGACAAUCUUAUUGAUGUUGUCGUGGAAUGUGUUCGUUACUUUAGCAUGCUCGGAUAUGAUGUACUGACCUGGUGUCUGAUGAACGCGCUCGGAGGUGGUGGCAGAAAUCGUGUGCAAGCAGAUGGUAUGCUCACCAGUCCCUGGUUGCGCGCACUUUCGACCUUCGCUGGUUCAAUCUUCAAGCGCUACUCUGCCAUGGAUCCUUCCCCCAUCCUUCAGUAUGUAACCAACGAGCUCCGCGCUGGCAAUUCUACCGAUCUCGAGGUUCUUGAACAAAUCAUUACCGAGAUGGUCGGUAUCAAAUCUGACAUGACCUUCAACGAGUCUCAAGUUCUUGCCAUGGCGGGUGGUCCUGUUCUCAAGGCUCAGACACUCAUUUCCUUGCUUGAUGAAAGACACAAGAUGGAAAAGCCGUCUCGUCGUCUGAUCAAGGCACUCAUCGAGCCUGGACUGGCUGGUCAACUUCUGAUAUCUGUCGCACAGGAGAGUCAGAUGUAUGCUCACCAUGAAUCUACUCAAGAUGCGCCUUUGAAAGUUCUCGGAAACAACAUGGACAAGCUCUACCAGGUCUUUAACCAAUAUCUCGAAACACUCCGAAGCACACUUUCACCAGACGAAUUUGAUGCCGUCGUUCCAGAUACGGUCAGCUUGAUGGGUGAGUUUGGCCUCGAGCCAUCAAUUGCAUUCAUGAUCGGUCGCGCAAGUAUCGCCCAUGCUAUUGCCGAGAGCGAUGCUGCCAAGAAGGCCGAACAACAAGCCAGAAGGUCGAGCCAAUCAGCUGCUGCCAAUGGCGACGUCAGCAUGGCAGACGCUGAUGAGAAAGAUGUCAAGAACGAAGAAGCCACCUCGACACCUACAGAGGAGAAGCCCAUGCUUUCCCUUACUGAAACAGACGCAGAGAUGAAAAGCGUUGCCCACGCCAAUGGUGUUGAUGCUGCAACUCCAACUCCGUCGCCUGAAACACACUGGCAUCCUGUCUUGACUCCGCUGAUCGACAAGACACGCGAGCUGCUUGGCGACAAGCUUGAGCAGAACAUUAGCAUACCUUUCUACGUCACUUUCUGGACCCUUGGACUCGAAGACAUUCUUGUCAACACCAACAGUUACGAUCAGGAACUCGCCACCCAAUCUCAUCUCAUCAACCAAAUCAACAAUGACCGUGCUGAUGUUACGGGCAAGGGCAUGCAAGACAAAGAGAAGAGGAAGAAGGCCAUCACCGAGUUGAGAGAGAAGCUUACUCAAGAGAUGAAGAGUCAAAUCGGCGCUUACACCCAGGUCCGCAACAGACUCAACAAGGAGAAGGAUCACUGGUUCACCGACUUCCAUAACAAGGUUGAACUUUUGCACACCAGUCUUCUCCAGAACUGCUUCCUUCCAAGAAUGAUGAACUCUCCCCUGGACGCUCACUACACUUACAUGAUGCUGAAGUUCCUUCACAACAACGGCGCUCCUGGAUUCCGUACUAUGCACCUGCUAGACCGUCUUCUGCGCAAGAACCAAAUGUCCUCACUCAUGUUCCAAUGCACACCCAGAGAAUCUGAGAAUUUUGGCCGCUUUUUGAAUGAAGUCCUGAAGGAACUCUCGGCUUGGCAUGCCGAUAAAGCUGCAUACGAGAAGAAUGCUUUUGGGACAAAGAAACAACUGACUGGUUUCGCAAGAAAGCUCAAUCCAGACAACACACCACAAACAUUCCUCAGCUAUGAAGAGUACCGUGUACUGCUGUACAAGUGGCACUCCAAUCUGAAUGCUGCUUUCCAAAUGUGUUUUGACUCCGGAGAGUACAUGCACAUCCGCAAUGCCAUCAUUGUGUUCAAGGCUAUUGCUCAACAAUUCCCUGUGGCAGAGCCUAUGGGCAAGAUGAUUCUUGACGCCGUCACUGCUCUCAGCAAAGCCGAUGGCAGAGCUGACCUCAAGCUUGCUGCUGCAAGUACAUUGGGUGACAUCCGCAAGAGGCAGCCUUCUUGGAUUUCAAAGGAGCACUUUACAGGAGUGAGUAUUGCACAACCACCAUCAACCAACAAAUCUGACACUAUCAAGAAACCCGAUCCCAACGCCAAACCUGUUCCAUCUCGAGCCGAAACUCCUGCUUCUCGUACUUCGACUCCACUCAACCCCACCGCCCAAGUCUUUCAGGCUCCACUUGCCCCAGCGCAGAAAGCCGAAUCAGAAGAUGGAGAGAUCGACGACGAUAAACAAGCUCCAGGCAAGCCGGAGGCCGCCGGAGACAGAUCUGAGGCACUGCCAGAGAGAAAAGCUGCCCUCAAACCAUUACCAAGAGCCAACGAAGGCCAAGCGAGAGCUCACACUCCCUCGCAACGGAAUGACUCGAGGCCAUCAUCAACCCAGCCUACAAGAACACCCCACUCUCUGCCUAGCAAACCAGAGCUCCCGCCCAAUGCGAGACAACCAUCUGGACGAGGCUCUGCACAACUACCUCCUCGCCAUGACUCUCGCGAGCGCGGUCAUCCUUCAGAGUAUGGACGUCUAGAUAGACCUAGCGAAGCUAUGCGCUCGAGUACAUCAGGCAUGCCGAGAGAAGCAUCUCCUCCUCUAGGAGCACGUGGAGGCAGAAGUCGUCAAAGAUCCCCAGAAUAUCCUCCCCGCGAUGACAGACGUGACCAUUAUGGCAGACCUCAACCUUCAGCCAUGCCAGAGCCGCGUGUGGCUGAGCGUGAUCAAUACGGUCCUGCAAGACCUCAUCCUGGAAGAACUCUGCUUCAGGAGAACAGAGGAUACUCUGGUGCUCCCAGUCCAAUGGCCCCUCCUUCUGAUCGCCCAAGCUACGACAGGACUGAUCGUGCUGAGCGUUCUGACCGUCUCGAACGCGCCGAUCGCGAACGUUCUGAUCGCCAAUCUAUGAGCCGAGCAUCUUCUCAUUCUGCUCAACCGCCGCAGGCUUCGGUUGCUGUCAAUCCCGAACGUCUUGCUCUGAUUUCUGGGGAAGUUGCUCCCAACGAUCGCAGGUCAAGAGACUCAUCACGCGACGACAGAAGAUCGAGAGACUCGAGACCACAAUCACCUAAGAGACCCGUCGAUCUCCCACCGCCAGCGCCAGUGCGCGAAAAGGAGGCGCCACGCAGACAGCCGCUUGAUCCCAAUCCUUUUGCUGCACGGGAGGCCGCUCGUGCCCAACCUGAGAGAAUGGAGAGACGAGAGGAGCCGCCACCAACCGGACCUGCUGCAGGCAGAAGUGUACGAGGUGGCCGCAAUGACAUGCCUUCCAAGCCUAAUGCUCGCGAUCUUUUCGAGCCUUCAAGCGGUUCUAGAAGAGCCGUUGAUACGCAAAUGCAAGAUCCGAACUAUGGACGUUUAAGCUCCGCACCAGAACCCCCUUCUGGACCUCCACUCGGUCCCAAGGGUUAUGGUAACAACAACCCUCGGAACUUCUCUGGGCAAAAUGUGCCUAAUGGUCGCUCUGGGGAUGCAAGAGAUGUGCCACACAAUGCACCUCAGGAACCUAGCAGCAACCGCAACAGACGCCCUCACCAUGACCGUCAGGGCUCGCAACAGUCACAGUUUCCAGUUCCACCUCCACCCUCAGGACCACCGCCAGGAGCUCCUUCACAGUCUGUGCAGCCAGAAGUUGUCGGCAUUCACCCCAGCCGUCUGCAGAUUCUCGACAUUCCACCGCAAGCUGCAUCUACACCUACGGGACCUCGUAUGGGCAUGGCUAACCCGCCGACUCCAAACACACCUUCUGGACCAGCGUCAGCAACCUCCCGAGCUCCCGCUGGACCUGCAGGUGAUCGUCGCAACAAUGGCAACGGCCAAGACCGCAGGUUCGCUGGGUUGAACGAUACAUUGCAGAGCUCAAACGCGAACGGCGCAUCCAUAAGAGGACGAGCCGGUGGACGACAAGGACAAGGCCCCACCUCAAUGAUGCCCGCGUCUGCGAUGCCCAGUCCCGCUGCUUCUCAAUCUCCUGCCAUGCCAUCGCCAGCCAUGAGAAACGAUUUCCCCACUCCGACAUCUUCGUCUAGAGACCAAGGUGGCAACAGACGCCAUGAUGAUCGCGAACAGAGAGACUCAAGGCGUCAUGGUCGUGACGGAGGCGAAUCGCGUCACUCCAACCAUGGUAACCACGGACAUGGUGCAGCCAAUCUUCCUCCUCCUCCGCCACCACCUACCGACGACUACCGCAGCCACCAAUCUUCUGGUCGCGCACCUAGAUCUUCGCGUGGCGGUAAUGAGAGAGAUGCCUAUGGCGGAGGCAGAGGCGCUGCACCACCCACACCUACCUUAUCUUCCGUCGCACAACCACCCCAAGGCUUUGCACCUCCUCUCCAACAAGGCGAUCCUUCUGGUUAUGGCGGUGGCGGUGGAAGAAACCGCGGGUUCGAAGGUGAUGACUAUCACCGUCGCGAGAGCCGUGGCGAUGGUGGAAGUGGAAGAAGAGAUGAUGGAAAUGGAGGUGGACACAGAAGAGGAAACGAUGACGGAAGACGCGGUGGUGGGCAACAAGGAGGUGACGGUCAAGGACAGGGUCAAGGGCAAGGACGCUCGGAAAGGAAGAGAAGAGGUGAGGGUGAGCCUGGCGGACAUGAAGGCAAGAGGAGAAGAUAG
Messenger RNA from Aureobasidium melanogenum CBS 110374, 7260 nucleotides. RefSeq lists its product as uncharacterized. Bases 1 to 7260 code for a protein of 2419 amino acids. Gene Ontology annotation, cellular component: THO complex part of transcription export complex. The record is from RefSeq and is a predicted model, not a curated record. Gene Ontology annotation, biological process: mRNA export from nucleus; mRNA processing. Gene Ontology annotation, molecular function: mRNA binding. The transcript has a single exon. NCBI's taxonomy places the organism in Eukaryota, Fungi, Ascomycota, Dothideomycetes, Dothideales, Saccotheciaceae.